AGUCACACAGCACAUUUCCGCACAUUUGCCUGUUUAUGUUGACUUUUUUUUUUUGGUCUCGGCGGCGGAGCGACUUUAACGUUCAACGUUUCAGAUUGAAAAAUUUCAAAAGCAGGAGACGAAAUGGCGUCUGACUCUCCACGGAGACCGAGCCGCUGCACUGGAGGUGUUUUAGUGCGAGCGCAAGCUGCUACGGAGCAGUCGUAUAUGGAGAGCGUGGUGACCUUCCUCCAAGACGUUGUCCCGCAGGCGUACACUGGAGCUCCGCCCACAGACGAAAAGGAGAAAGUCGUUUGGGUCCGAUUUGAGAAGGCAGACAUCAACGACACCGCACGGAACCCAGAGUUUAUGGAGAUGCACAGCGGGACGACGGACCCGCCUCUCUGCCUCCUGAUUGGCUACAGCGAUGGAAUGCAGAUAUGGAACAUUUCUUUGGCAGGUGAAGCCCAGGAGCUGUUCUCAGUCCGCCACGGUCCAGUAAGGACUGCUCGGAUCCUGCCUGCUCCUCAUAUCAGUCCUUUGAAGAUGGACAGUUUUGCUGACAAGAGGCCACUGCUGGGCGUUUGUAAGAGCGCCGGGUCCUCUGGCUCGAGCCCCCCCUACUGCUGUGCCGACCUCUAUUCUCUACGGACAGGAGAAAUGGUCAAAUCAAUCCAGUUCAAGACACCCAUCUACGACCUCCACUGCAACAAACGGAUUCUUGUUGUCAGCCUGCAGGAGAAGAUUGCCGCGUUUGACAGCUGCACCUUCACCAAGAAAUUCUUUGUUACAAGUUGCUAUCCCUGCCCGGGUCCCAGCCUCAACCCAAUCGCUCUGGGAAGCCGCUGGCUGGCCUACGCCGAGAACAAGUUGAUCAGAUGUCACCAGUCUCGUGGAGGAGCUUGUGGUGACAACGCACAGUCGUACACAGCUACGGUGAUCAAUGCUGCCAAAACUUUGAAGAGCGGCCUGACGAUGGUGGGGAAGGUUGUCACGCAGCUGGCAGGAACCAUCCCGGCCGGGACCCCAGACGAAGAGUGCACCCCCCACAGCACCAGCCGCCGCAGCCCCCACAGCCCCGGCGUAGUCACCGUCAUCGACACUCACAACGUCGGCGAAGGGCAGGUGCUGGUGAGCGAGGACUCGGACGGAGAAGGACUGGUGGCUCACUUCCCGGCUCACGACAAACCCAUAUCUUGCAUGCAGUUCAGUCCCAGUGGAAUGCUGCUGGUGACCGCCGACACACUGGGCCACGAUUUUCAUGUCUUCCAGAUCCUCACACAUCCGUGGGCGUCGUCACAGAGCACCGUCCACCACCUCUACACGCUGCACCGCGGGGAGACCGAGGCCAAGGUCCAGGACAUGUGUUUCAGCCAGGACAGUCGCUGGGUGGCCAUCAGUACCCUCCGUGGCACCACGCACGUGUUUCCCAUCAACCCAUACGGCGGGCCACCCUGUGCUCGCACCCACAUGUCCCCACGUGUGGUUAAUCGGAUGUCUCGCUUCCAGAAGAGCGCAGGCUUGGAGGAGAUUGAGCAGGAACUGAACCGGGCCGCUGCAUUAGGAGGAGGCACCGGAACGGGAGGAGGUAUAUCGGGAGGCAGCUGCAUCCUUGGCGGAGGAAGUGUCAUUGCCGGUCGUUGCAGCCCCAUACCCGGCCUCUCCAGCAGCCCCUCGGGAUCCCCGCUGCAUGGCAAAUUGAGCAGCCAGGAUUCAUACAACAACUUCACCAACAACAACAUGGGAAACCCACGGCUGUCCUCGCUGCCCAUCCUCACCGUGGUUCUGCCCCUGGCUCAGAUCAAGCAGCCCAUGACACUCGGAACCAUCACAAAACGGACUGGCAAAACCAAGCCACCGCCUCAGAUCUCGCCGAGUAAGUCCAGCAACGGAGAGUUCUGUGUGGCGGCUCUGUUCGCGUCCUCUCGGUCCUGGUUCAUCACCAACCCCAACAUGAAGCGAGAAAAAGAUCAGUCCCGGCAGUCUGUCGUGGACUCGCUCUACAUCAUCAGUUGCUACGGUAACCUGGUUGAGCACGUCCUGGAGCCUCGACCCAUAAGUACGGCUCAGAAGAUAAGUGACGACACACCAUUGGAGCUCAGUUCCUGUCCCCGGGCCUGCUGGAGCCUCGCCAGGACUCCGCAGUGGAACGAACUGCAGCCGCCCUUCAACUCCAACCAUCCGCUGGUGCUGGCCUCGGACCUGGUGCAGUACUAUCAGUGCCUCCUGGCUGCGGUGCCACCAGGAAGUCCAGGGCCAAUCACACGCCACGAGUCAUCAGACAGCCUGGCGUCCGACCACAGUGGGCAGGAAGACGAGGAGUGGCUCUCACAGGUUGAGAUUGUGACUCAUACGGGGCCACACCGGCGCCUCUGGAUGGGCCCUCAGUUUCAGUUUAAGACCAUCCAUCCUUCAGGCCAGACCACAGUCAUCUCCUCGUCAUCCUCAGUGCUGCAGUCUCAGGGACCCGCAGAUGUCCAGCAGCCUCUCUUGGACUUUGACACAGAUGAUUUGGAUCUGCACAGCCUCAGGAUCCAGCCGGUCCGUUCAGAACCUGUUAGCAUGCCGGGCUCUUCAAGGUUGGUGGCUGAUCGUCGAGGACAGACCAGCAUCUUGGACACCGGAUCAGGACCCUUUGAGGGGCGCGGCGUCACCCUGCUGGAGGUCUGUGGCAGCUGGCCGGAGAGCUUUGGCGUGCCGCGACACAACUCUGCUCGGGCGGACGUGAGUGACGAAGGCCUGAGAGAACGACUGGCCGACGCCAUGUCGGAGUCGCCCUCCCGAGACAUCGUGGGAUCCGCCACAGAGCUGCAGAGGGAAGGCAGCAUCGAAACCCUCAGCAACAGUUCUGGAUCCACCAGCGGCAGCAUCCCGCGGACCUUCGAGGGUUAUCGCUCGCCGCUGCCCACCAAUGAGAACCAGCCGCUCAGCCUCUUCCCCUCCCCCUUCCCUUAGACCCGCCCACCGAGUGAUUUUUGUCUGUGCUGUUAUCAGUGUUACUGUUUGAUUUAGUUUCAACAGACUGCUAAUUUUUAAGAUUGAUAACUUUUUAAAAUGUGAUCUUCUGAGGUCAGAAUUGUUUUUGUUUUGUUUUUCGGCUGUGAACGUGGUGCAGACUGUUGAUUUCUUUUCAGCUCUUUGAACUCUGUUUCUUUGACUUUGAUGUUCCUUUGUUCUGUCAUAAAGGUUCUAAUCAAACAAGUGUUCACGUUAGAAAAUGUGACACUUUGAUAAAAAGGAGAAUCAGUUUCCUGUUACAAAGGUUGUUUUUAUGUGAAACUUGUUUCAGAGAACAAGCUGUGACAUUGUCACGGCCACACUUUACAAAAAAAAAAGAUGACAUCAUAUGUUUAAUUUCUGACACUAAAGAGCCAUUUCAAUAUGAUUACUAACUUCACUGAUUCGAGGCCUGUGUCGAUGGCCCGGGUCGGACCAGUGUGUCAUCGACACAGGUCAGACCCCCAUCGAUGACAGAGGGGUCCGACACAAAUGAGUGUCUGCUGUGAUUAUUGUUCUGCGGCGCUGCAUUAAUAGUCUGUCCUUUUAGUGCGAACAUGACGUCCUGCAGAGAAAAUUUCAUGCAUUAAUCCUCAAAAACAAUCAGGAAUUAGACUGAGCCCACAGCUGCUCAGUUUUGGGUUAAAAACUUGCAGUUAGUUUGAUCUCAAACUAACACGAUCACUGAUGGUUUCCAUCUCGUUCGAUGUAUCUGAUCAGUGAAACUUCCCGAACACGCAGAAGAUGGAGGAAUGUGAUCAUGUUUCAGGGUUGCGUGUGUAGCGGUUUGUACCAGAGGUGAGCGCAAGUCACCGUCAAGUCAUUCUCAAGUCAUCAAUCUGCAAGUCCCACCUCAAGUCUGAAGUCAUAACAACCACCAAGUAUUUGACAGCUGACUUGAGACUUGCAGAUUGAUGACUUGGGAAUGAUGCGACAGUGACUUGCGCCCCCCUCUGGUUUGUACUCUCUCUCCUCUGUGUUGCGUUGUGCCUGUUGACUCCUCCCACUCACUCCUCUCCGGACGUGAAGUCACGAUUUUCCACGUGGGAGGCAAAUGCUCUCACGAGUCGGCUAAAACCCGGGCUCUGGCCUGAGAACCCUUUGGCUGUCGGGGGAUGAUGCCCAUUCACUGCUAUUGCACAGCGCCUCCUGCUGGUCCUCAUCACAUGUGCUUUGUCACUAAAUAACUCACUCAUCUUCAACCGCUUACUCCAAUUAAGGGCCGUGGGGGGUGGAGUCUAUCCCAGCCGUCAUAGAGCGUGAGGCGGGUUCACCCUGGACAGGAGGCCAGUCUGC
This is a messenger RNA of Thalassophryne amazonica, 4272 nucleotides long. RefSeq names its product BCAS3 microtubule associated cell migration factor (gene bcas3). Gene Ontology annotation, biological process: response to starvation; autophagy. Gene Ontology annotation, molecular function: protein binding. The record is from RefSeq and is a predicted model, not a curated record. Gene Ontology annotation, cellular component: cytoplasm. Lineage: Eukaryota; Metazoa; Chordata; Actinopteri; Batrachoidiformes; Batrachoididae.